This is a messenger RNA of Hyaloscypha bicolor E, 629 nucleotides long. RefSeq lists its product as uncharacterized. Lineage: Eukaryota; Fungi; Ascomycota; Leotiomycetes; Helotiales; Hyaloscyphaceae. The record is from RefSeq and is a predicted model, not a curated record. The transcript has a single exon. Bases 94 to 504 code for a protein of 136 amino acids.
UGCGAAUUUCACGAACGCGGAAGAGAUUGCAAGGCCAAAUGCAAAAGAAGCGGGUAUUGUGAAGGGGAGAGGAAGCUACACCACGACGAAGCUAUGUCAUGUCCUCUGGACUUAUGCUCUUGCGAAACGCUACUCCACCCUUUCCCAGCAGGGCGGGGGCCGGAGUUAACAGCAAUAACCUUCAAUCCUGGCCUCAUGCCAGGCACGGGACUUACGCGAGCAUCUUCUGCGAUUGGGAAUUUCCUGUGGCAUAAGGCGAUGCCGCAUAUUCUGCCGUUGCUGCGCUUGCUACUCGGAAACAAGAAUAUCCAUACGCAGGCUGAGAGCGGGAAGAAUAUGGCGUUUCUUGUUCUUGGCGAGGGAGACAUGAAAGGCACUAAUGGCGUGUAUUUUGAGAAUCACGGGGAGAAGAGGAAGAUAUCGCAGAGUGUAAGGAACAGUGAUUGCACAAAUGGUUGUCUGAUUAAAAGAAGCUCUGAGGGAGCCUCUGAUCUUGCUAAAUAAAGGGGAGCUGCUGAGUAAGCUGAGCUAAGCUCCCUAGUACCCGUAUCCAUACGACAGAAGAGUAGUCAGGUUAGUUAUGAGGAGGGGGAAAGGGAAGAGCUUUGGGAGUGGACGAUUAAGACGGU